UAUUCAGGUUCAUCUGUUUGAUGUGAAGACAUAAAGUGAAGACAUAAAGUAUCGUUUUCAUCAUCUACAUCAGCAUGAAGUUGGACUUUGACGAUGCUCUGGAGAAGGUGGGAGGAUUUGGAUUCAUCCAACGCAUCCACUUUCUUCUGCUCUUCCUCAUGCAAUUCUUCCAGACACCGUUCAUUGUUCUACUGGCGUUUGUUGGGAAAGAACCAACAUUCAUCUGCAAGGGGCGGCGGGGGCAGCGACCCUGCAAACUUACACCACCCUGCAAGGAAUACCUGUACAGCAAAAACUUUACGUCCAUUGUGUCUGAGUGGGACCUUGUAUGUGAGCACAAGGCAGAUGCCGGCUAUGCCCAGUCGGUUCUCAUGUUUGGCUACCUGAUUGGAGUGGUCGCAAUUGGCCGGGUGUCAGACAAGUUUGGCCGACGUAGGACCUUCUUUUGGGGAACCAUUGCCCUUGUGGUCAUCCAGCUUGUUUCGGCUUUCACUCAGGACAUUUACCAGUAUGCCUUCACAAGGUUUUGGGGUGGUUUCUUCUAUGGAGGCGCUGGUCUUGCAGGUUACAUACUGAUGCUGGAGGGACUGUUGCCCAAGAAAUCGGCUCUCUUCAGUAGCGUCUUCAACUGCAGCUGUUCCUUGUCUCUUCUGUAUCUUGCAGCGAUGGCAUAUUUUGUUCGGGAUUGGAGACAGUUGACCUUGGUGACUUCUAUACCCAUGGCAUCCAUCAUCAUUGUCCCACUGGUAAUACCAGAAUCAGCUCGAUGGCUGGCCUCCCAGGGACGUAGGACAGAGGCAGAGGACCAGCUGCUGGGUUUCAGCAGGAAGAACGGAGUCAGGCCGUGCCCCACGGCGAUCACUCUGAAUGACAAGAGGGAAGACACCAAGGGAAAGACGUCAGCAGGCACCUUGGACUUGUUCCGCACUCCCGUGCUCAGACGGAGAAUGAUUAUACUCAUGAUCACAUGGUUUAGUUGUUGUUUGGCAUACUAUGGCCUAACGUUUGGUGCCAGCAGCUUAGGAGGCAGCAUGUAUGUCAACUUUGCACUGUCUGGAUUUGUCGAAAUACCUGCCAACUUGAUUAGUGUAUACGCUUUAAAUUGGAUAGGUCGCCGGUCCACCACGGCAGGCUCCUUGUUUGUCGCUGGUUUUGCUUGCCUAGCAGUCAUGUCUUUGCACAAGUCAGAUGGCGGUACCAUGUCUAGCACACAGACCUGCCUCGCACUUAUUGGCAAGAUGGGCAUAUCCAUUGCAUUCAACUCAAUAUAUCUCUACUCCGCAGAGCUGCUGCCAACGGUUCUCAGAAAUACAGGAGUGGGUGUGUGUUCCAUGUCUGCACGUCUUGGCGGAGUCAUCGCUCCAACCCUUCUUCCGUUUGGAGAGAAGGUGGCCUACCUAGUGUUUGGCUUGAUUGCCUUAUUGAGUGCCUUACUAGACCUGACCCUCCCAGAGAGCUUAAACAAGCAGCUUCCAGAGACUGUGAUGGAUGUAGAGAACAGCAUGUCUGUACCCACGCCGCAUCCAGAGAAAGCCAUGCUACCUGCUGGGGAUCAAGAUGGGGUAAUGUCUUAAGAAUGACUUCAGGUUAUUGCCUUUCUGAAGUGUCCUGAAAAGUUAAGGUUUUGAUCAGUGUUGAAGCUAGCAAGUGUGAGAUACGAUACACAGAUACAUGUCAACGCUAGCCAUGUUGGAGAAAGAAACAUUGGGGGAAUUUCUGGGUCUUGUUAUUUUACCUGAAGUAUUCCAAGCAAUAAGAAUAUGAACUCUUAUUCUAAAUAUCUUGGUUAUGGAGUAUACUUUGUGCAAUUUUUUUUAUGGUACUUAUUAUCUUUAUUCAGCUCAAGAGUUGUAAUGCUGUAAGAUCACAAUCAACAAGGCAUGACAAUUUGCUAAGGAAUACCUUAGUCAGUUCAUUUCACUAGGUUCUUCAAUUGACCCGAGAGCAGCGGUGGCAGAUGAAAUCAGUCCCUUUGCUAAAUUAUAAACAAUUGUCAUAGAACAUUUUUUGAUAACAAUGUUUAUUGCAUGAUAAGGAGGUACAUAAAUGAUCACCACUGUGACAAGUUAUGCACAAACAGCAGCUGUCUGGGCACGACUGUGGUAUAAAAUGCAACAGGUGUUUACUUCACAAAUUUCACGACACACUGUUACUCAAAAAAUUAUUCUGACUUUGGCAUAGCUGCAUGCUCAGUCACUUACAAUCAUGAUCCCAUACAUGAAAGUUUAAGUGAUCAGAAUCAUCAGUAUGUAAUAUUGUUCAGCUGUAUUGUUUUACAGUAGGGCAAGACUAUAACAUUUCAAAGUUGUUUUGAUUGCUUGAAUUUGAAGUUGAAAAUGCAAGAAAACGAUGGGUCUUUUAGCUUCAUAGAAUGAAGGGUUAAAAAAUUAUCCUAAUUUUUUGUAUGUCAUUUUAAAUGUAUACAUGAAGAACAAUGCUGUUUUAUUGGCUCGUGUGUUCAAUCUUAUGGAAACUGUAUAUUCACAAGGCUGAGAGAUUUGACAACAGCACAGUAGAGACAGUUGUGAGGUAUACUACCUCUUCAAGCCAUACUUGCUAACAGUCUGUGUAUUCCUACGGUACAGGCAAACAAGUUAUCUGUUCUUUAGGAAAUGUGGCAAAUCCCUGUGUAGGCUGGAUGCACUGCGGUGGAAGAGCUUGCCCACUUCACUUGGCAAAGCCUGUAUUUGCAUUCUUCUCUCUGCUGGAAUUGCAGUUUCAUAGUUUUCUUUUUCUUUAUCAAGUUUUCUCUUUGGGGAGUGUGGCAAAAAUACUGACAAAUCCCUGUGUAGGCUGGAUGCACUGUAAUGGAAGAGCUUGUUUUAAGCCAAGCUUGGUUUGCCGUCUUUUCUAUUUUGGUCUUUCACAAUAUUUAGGGUGCAUAAUGUGACAUUUUGUUUGUGUUCGUAAUACCUCUGAACUUAGUAUUUUUCCAUUCAAGUAUCGUUAUAAUCAACUUCCAGCUAUUUUAUCAGUUGGGUUGGUACUUUGCUUACAUGAUCACUUUAAAAAACGUUUUGUUUUUGUUUGCUUUCUGUGUCGUACCUGGUGCUAUCUCUGUUUUUCCAUGCUCUUCCAGACAGCCGUUGGCACUGUUACUGUGAUGUCAUUUAAGGAAGACACUGAGAAAAGUUGGCUUGUUGGUGUACUGCCAUGUACUGACAGAUAACAACGAGUCGCCACAGAAACGACAAUUUACGACAGCAAAAUAUGCAAAUAGUGGCAACUUUUCGUGCUGAAAUAACUGUAACAUUGUGGGCGCUAUAAUUAUGAUGUUGGAACAACGCACUGGUUCAUUUGAAAGGCAAUCUUCAGGUUUCAGACCACAGCAGAUACAUUCUGCACGCAAGCAUCUGUUGACAAUUGCUGCAGACACACCAUUCCAAGCCAUUCUGAGGCACUGCUUGUGGUGGUUGUGGAUGCUGCUGUGUGUGUGGUAUGUCUAUUAUUAGACCAGGGCUUCUCUCUGCAGAUUGAAGGAGCAGGCACCUCACUUCCCCCUCUUUUAGUGUGGCUGUAUCAUUCUGUGUGAGUAAAAUGUAACAGUACAAUGAUUUAGGUUCAGUUGUUGACCAGAACAGGGGGCGUCGACGGCAAGUGAUAAUUAUCCAUUUAAAAAUAUCUUCCAUUUCUUUUUGUGUAGAAUAUAAAGAAAAGCAGUCUCCACAAGUUCUUGUUAUGCUAUAUCACUUAUAUGUUGCAUAAGAAUUCUAAAAAGCAACUUCAUGCACCAACACUUAACCUACUUAGGGUUAUUUACUCUGAGAAAUUUCAAAAUCUCCUCAAAAACCACCAUAGGCCACUUUUAUGCUGUCUUUAAGCUGUGUACAAAAAUCUGUUUGUCACCCAGGCCCACAACUGGCUCUUCUUUUCCUUGUGCAGUGCCCAAGUACACUUGCCACAAGUACUGUGUUUUGUAUGACAUUUUUCCUAAAUUUCAUCACACGGUAAUGAAGUGAAGUCCGUGGAUGGAGGUAACAUGCCCUAAAUAUAAUGAGCUUACACUGUUGACUAGCAAUGCAUUACUAUCUGCGAGUAUGCCUACAAUAUCCCUAACAAGAUUAUCAACAUUCGCCUCUGAAUUUUCAAAAGCACUGACUAGUGUCUGAACUAGCAUUUCAUUCCCAAGAUCAAGUGCCUCUUCAAGCACUUUGGACAUGGCCAUAACUGCCACAAGUCAAAAUUUCACAGAAUAACAGAAAAUAACACUGAAUAACAGAAAAUAGCACUGAGAUAAGUGCACCACAUUUUGGAAACACUCGGCCAGUGUUUAUAAAAAGCCCUUUCACCAAUGGCUGCAACCUUCCUGAGUUUGAGGGGACGCAGCAUAGUGGUGCAGCUCCCAUCUGCAAAUAACGUUGCAGCUGCAAACUUCAGGUUACCUGCCAAGAUGCAGCCAUAGACUGGCUGGCUCUCCCACUUGAACGUGUCAGCGUCACACGUGUUGCAUUCCUGGGUUAUAGACACAAAGGUGCCUACAACCCUUUCCUUAUUCGUCACAUUCAGUGAAUGGCACGCAAAACAUCUCUGAAACAAGUCGAACAAUGCGGAUGAAAAAAAAUGAACUUCCACUGAAGGUGAACCUCCAAAUUGUCAGUCGCUCUAUUGCUGUCCUAGGACUGAGUCCUCUCCUCCUUUU
Patiria miniata (bat star) is the source of this 4639-nucleotide messenger RNA. RefSeq names its product solute carrier family 22 member 15-like. Lineage: Eukaryota; Metazoa; Echinodermata; Asteroidea; Valvatida; Asterinidae. The transcript is spliced from 10 exons. The record is from RefSeq and is a predicted model, not a curated record. Gene Ontology annotation, biological process: transmembrane transport. The coding region runs from base 75 to 1574 and encodes 499 amino acids. Gene Ontology annotation, cellular component: membrane. Gene Ontology annotation, molecular function: transmembrane transporter activity.